Messenger RNA from Pygocentrus nattereri (red-bellied piranha), 1684 nucleotides. Its product is annotated as growth/differentiation factor 5. The coding region runs from base 44 to 1168 and encodes 374 amino acids. NCBI's taxonomy places the organism in Eukaryota, Metazoa, Chordata, Actinopteri, Characiformes, Serrasalmidae. Gene Ontology annotation, molecular function: cytokine activity; growth factor activity. Gene Ontology annotation, biological process: SMAD protein signal transduction; BMP signaling pathway. The transcript is spliced from 4 exons. The record is from RefSeq and is a predicted model, not a curated record. Gene Ontology annotation, cellular component: extracellular region.
UCAAGGAACAGUCUCCUGUCUAUCUGUCUUCACUAUUCCAAAUAUGGAGUUCAGAAGAUGUUUAUAUGUGAUUCUUCUCCUGGAUACAGUGUGUUCCUUGAUGUUAGAAGAGGAUCUUGCAGAAGAUUUGGAGAACCAGGAUCUUAGCAAGGCCAUUUUAGAGAUGCUGCACAUCAACAAGCUGUCGGUGCCUCACCAGGCAAAGCCUCACCCCUACAUGAAGCAGGUUUACCAGCAACUGGACACACAAGAGUCAAGGCACAGGAGUGAUGCAGAUGGGACACUGGUGCAGAGUUUCCGCAGCAUUCAAGGUACAAAAUAUAACACCCCAGGCUGGAUCUGGUUCAACGUGUCACACCUGAGGCCCUCUAUGACGGUUGCUGAGCUAGUCCUACUGAGAAAAACGCUUCACCCUGAGCCACUGACAGUUACAGUGGCCGUACACAGCCUCUCACCAGGUGUGGGAAACCUGAGCAUAAGCGGACCCCUCGCCGAGCAGCUGCUGACACUGGACAAGCUUCCCCCAUCAGGCUACGAUGUCUUCAAUGUGACGGCAGCCCUGAUGCAGCAGCGCCGCUGGCAGGAUGCCCUGGGCUUCCAGCUGCGUUUUGGAGAUGAAAGUGGUAGCCUGGUGCUCCACGAGGCCCUCACACAGAGCCUCUACUGCUUAAAUGGGAGCUCCCUCAGUCAGCCACUGCUGGUGGCCUACAGGGUAAAACCGAUAGAGCUACACGAGGGGGCCCAGCAGGCCUCAGGGAAGACCACCGAGCGCAGGCAGAGGCAGCACUGCAGGGCCAGCACUCAGCAAGAGAAACGCCGACCACAGUCCAGGCAGCAGAGAACAACUGCUAACACUGUAUGCAGACUUUACGUACAUCAUGUUGAUGUUUAUAAGAGUGAACUGGCUCAGUGGAUAUUACAGCCAAUAAGGUUUAACAUCAGUUUCUGCAGGGGGUUGUGUAUCAGGGAGAAAUCCAACCUCUCUGUGGAUGUACAAAAGCUGAACAAAAGGAACAAAGAAAAUGAUAUGCCCAAAAGCUCACAGUGCAUUCCACAGGAGCUGUCUCCCCUCAGAGUGAUGUAUCGAAGUACCACGAAUUACAUCAUUAUAAAGGAGUUAAAAGACAUCAGGGCAGAGAGAUGUGCCUGCCCACCAAAGACUGAAUAAUAAUAUGUGAACUGAAACACUGACACCCACUCAUAUGCAAAGGAGUUGGUAUACAGUAGUGUGAAUUAUAAGACAAUGCCAUUAGCUAACAUAGGGAGAUGCACAAGAAAUCUGACAGUGUAUCAGCUUCAUCAUGUAUGAAUUGUAAGGUAACUCAAGCUGCAAAAUAACUCUACUCAUGGAAGUUGCAAUAUAGUGUUUCUCACUACCAACCAGGAUGACCCAAUUCACUGCAUGUAGUGUUUUCCCUUGUGUAAUGUACCCGAUUCAGCUAACUGAGUAGUUGUAGGCACAAAGGAGCAGAAAAAUAGUACAAAAUUGUGCGGUGCAUUGGAUUCCUAUGACUGGGAUUGAGAAACAAACUGGAUACAUCAUUAAAAAGCUUCACACUGUAACGCUUUACACCACAAGGGGGCAGAAGAAUGCAAAGCAAGGAGUAAAUGGAGUUAAAACAUUCUGAUCACAUUUUCGCACUGACGGCCCUGUAUAACUGUAAACAAUAAAGGAGUGCAUCUA